UCAAAAAGUUCAUUGUUAUAGUCUCUCUGUUCCUCUCUCCUCGUUUCUUUCUUCCUCCUCCUCCUCCUCCUUCAUUCCUCUCUUCUAAAAAUGUCUUCAUCACCCUUGAACUCAGUAGCCCAAUGGGUCCAAACCAACUACGCAGCCCCCAUUGAUUCGGUUCACCAGGGGUUGAGAAUCGCCUAUGUUGUUUUCUCUUUCUGCGCCGCUCUCUUCAUUGGAUUCCUCAAAGCUGUGGUGGUGGGACCCAUCGCGGGGCUUCUGCUGAUGGUUGGGAACGUUGGGGUGAUUCUGGGUCUUUUCCCCUUUCAUGUGUUCUGGACCGUCUACUCUCUUCUCAAGACUAAUAGGAUAAAUUUGGCUCUUAAAUUUGCACUUCUACUUGCCCUUCCUAUACUCUUUGCCCUAUGGUUGGCCCUUGGCAUCUUCGGCAGUGUCCUUGUUGGAAUUGGCUAUGGAUUCUUCACACCGUGGAUCUCUACUUUCGAAGCAUUCAGACAAGAUAGUGAAGCAAAGAAGUUCCUCCAUAGCAUUGUGGACGGCACAUGGGGGACAGUUAAAGGAAGUUGCACAGUGGUGAGAGACUUUGCAGAUAUUUGCUACCACUCAUUCCCAGUUUAUUUGAAAGAAUUACGGGAUUGUUCAGGGGAUAAUGAAACUCAUUCAAUCAGGUUGAUGGAGGUGCCAGCUUGUGUUGUCGUGGGUCUAAUGGGUCUAGUUGUGGAUAUCCCACUUUUCACUGUCAUAGCAAUAAUAAAGAGUCCAUAUAUGCUCUUCAAAGGUUGGCAGAGGCUGUUACAUGAUCUCAUAACCCGAGAAGGCCCUUUUCUUGAAACAGCUUGUGUUCCAAUUGCUGGCUUAACAAUUCUUUUUUGGCCACUUGUCGUUGUUGGGAGCAUUUUAUUGGCUAUCAUCUCGAGCAUAUUUAUUGGCUUAUAUGGAUCAGUUGUCGUGUAUCAGGAAAGAUCUUUCCAGAGGGGAGUUGCUUAUGUCAUUGCCAUGGUGUCAGAGUUUGAUGAAUAUACAAAUGAUUGGCUUUAUCUUAGAGAAGGGUCUAUUCUUCCAAAGCCAAAAUACCGGAAGAGAAAAGUAUCUCACUCAGCUGAACUUUCAGUUGGAAGUAGUGUUGUUAAAGGAGGAAAAGCUGGCUCCAGUUCUUCAGGUGCACCUGCAAUGUUGGUGCCCAACUUGGGUCCUUCAAGAUCUGUCAGAGAGGCAAUCCAAGAAGUUAAGAUGGUGCAGAUAUGGGAGGAGCUAAUGAAAUGCUGUGAAUUGAAAGGAAAGGAACUACUAGAUGCAAAUGCCUUUUCGUCGGUUGACCUAACCGAGUGGUUAAGGACAAAGGGAACCAACCAAGAAACAAUUGGCCUCGGCCUCCCAUCCUACGCUUUGUUGCACAGUAUACUUUACUCAAUCAAUGCUGGCUCAGCCGGUCUACUUCUUAGCUCAGGUACUGAACUUAACCAUCUGAACCGGCCUCAGGAUCGGUUGAUGGAUUGGCUUUUUCAACCUAUAAUUGUUCUCAAGGAGCAAAUAAAGGUUAUAAGAAUGGGUGAUGAUGAGGUGAGGUUCUUGGAGAAGUUGGUUCUGUUUAUUGGUGACGUGCAAGGGAUGGAAUCGUGGGAUAAUGGAUCUGUGGCUCCUCAGGAUGCUCUCAAGGCUGCUCAAAUACAAGCAAUUAGUAGAAGGUUGGUGGGUAUGAUGAGGAGCAUAUCAAAGUUCCCCACUUACAGGAGACGGUACAGACAAGUCGUAAAAAUACUGAUGGCGUACUGUCUCGAGAGAGACGGGACAACUAGAACAGGUUCAACUAGAUCGAUGUCUUCAAUCGAAAUUGUGCAGAUGCAAGUGUAAUCUUGAGAUUUCAUGAUCUUGUCAAUUUGUGUUAAUAGUGUUUAUAUUGUUUUUUUCGGUGUGCGUUUCCUCUUUUUAGGUUAGCGAUUGAUUUUAGCUUGGAGCUCGUUCUACUACAUUGUUUUGUGUUUUUUUUUCCCCGAAGUUUUUGUGUGAAUAGGUAGAUGAGAAAAGCAAAGGGGGUCACUUCUGCUGCAUCUGUAAUUUUUGAGCGAUGGUGGUUGUAAAAUGUGUGGUUAUUUUUC
Messenger RNA from Asparagus officinalis (garden asparagus), 2099 nucleotides. RefSeq lists its product as uncharacterized. Bases 91 to 1854 code for a protein of 587 amino acids. The record is from RefSeq and is a predicted model, not a curated record. Lineage: Eukaryota; Viridiplantae; Streptophyta; Magnoliopsida; Asparagales; Asparagaceae. The transcript is spliced from 9 exons.